CAGGUGCUGGAUCAGGGGCUGAAGGCUCGUCCCUGUUGAUUCCGGGGCACGCAGAACUUUUAUCCUUUUCAAUUUCGUUUUUCUUCGCCGAGUACUUUUGAGGGAUUUAAAUUUCUGUUUGCUGCCGAGCCAACAGCGAAACAACAACCGUGGGAGCGGCAGCAUCGAGUUGCUGGCGACCAGCCGUCAUGAAGGAAAGGAAGAAGAGCCGUAGAGAUGCGACAACAAAACUUGAACAACCCGAACCAUCGAGAAUCGUCAACUCGCAGGGAGUCCAACUGAACGUGGAUGCCCAGUCCCAUGGGGAAGAUGAUCAGGCUGCACCAUUUAUCCUAGUGGACUGUGCGGCAUCUAGAGAUCGUUCGGAGCUGGAAAAAGUCCUAAGCCAAAUCGAAAGGGAGCGGAUGAAAAAGGUCCAGGCAGAUAUAGAGAGUAACUGUUUCCCCCUGCUAGAGGACAUAGAACCACCUCCAGAAUUAGAUAUGCCCAUUAACCUAAGUUCACAGGCAUUGGCUAAACAGAAAGAUGCAGAGGAUGAGCGCCGCUUCAGGGAGGAUCUGGAGAGCCUUCGCAUUGCUGGAGUGGAGGGCGAGGAGCCAGAUGCCUCCAUUAGCGUUGCCAACACCACUAAUCCCCAGUUCAAGUCCCUGUCCGACAUGACAAUAGAAGACAGCCAACUAUUGCUUCAGACUAUGGCCAGAAUGGGCCAGAUGCGCUGCAAGCUGGAGCAGCGCAAAAAUGUGCACUAUAAAAGUGGGUCAGCAGAAUCGGCUCCACAGGUAAAUGGCACAAGCUUGAUUCCCCUUCCAGCCCUCCGCCGGCAGGGCACCUUCGAAAUUAAACGCAAAAAGGAUGAAAAGUUGGGCCAUCCUGAGGUUUCCACUGGCCCAGCAGUGAGCCAAAAGGAAAAUUUGCCAUUAACUUGCAAGGGGGGAAAAAACGAGAGAGUUAUUUCAGAGGCUGACAAGAUUUUCAGCCAGAUUGGCGAUCUCCUCGUGCAGCUGCAGCUCCAACACGAGGGCACUAAAGUCCUGGACAAGGGCUCCUCUUAUUCCUACAUGGUGACCAUCAAGCCAGAUGGACAUGCCUCCAAUUGUUCUGUUUAUGCAAUUACAAAACUGAAGUCCCACGAAGUAAAGAAGGUGCAUGCCGAAAAUCUGAAGAGCUCACACGCUCCACUGAUCAACAUUUUAUCCCCUGGUAAUGGAAUACUAGCAGAAGCUUCCCAGUUGUCCACCAGCACACAAUGUAUCGAUGGAAGCUCCCUUGGGCCGAGGUCCCUUCACGAAACGCCAGCCUCCAGGAUCAAACCAGCUUUUUCGCGCAAGAGGCCCUGUUCCCAUCUAAGGGUUUCUACCCCGGUGAGAUUUUGUCAUGGCAGGAAGAAAAACUAGGUCGGUUGGCAACAGCUCCAUAAAUCAUUUGAAGGCAUUUAAUUUCUAGCAAAAAAUAGUUAUAUAGUGAGUUAAGAACAGCCGUACAUUAUGGAAUGUCAAUGUUAAAAAUUCAAAUGUUGCCAAAUAAUAUAUCAGUUGCCAUAAUCUAAGGAACGGACAAGUCUACCAACGCAUAGAAAAUGAUUUAAGGAGUGCAGGCUUUAAUAUAAAAUACUCUGUG
Messenger RNA from Drosophila erecta, 1617 nucleotides. RefSeq lists its product as uncharacterized. The transcript is spliced from 2 exons. Lineage: Eukaryota; Metazoa; Arthropoda; Insecta; Diptera; Drosophilidae. The coding region runs from base 189 to 1394 and encodes 401 amino acids. The record is from RefSeq and is a predicted model, not a curated record.